AUGGCUGGUCUGCAGGAUCAACUGACCAAGAUGACACGACAACAGGAGGUCUUUGCCAAAGAGACUGUCGCCCACUUACGCCUCAUUGCUGACUCCGUUUCCUCUGUAAUUGAUAUGCAAAGCAAAAGCCUGAAUCGAUUUACAGAAGACCUCUUGAUGGUCACACAAAAACUGGAUCGUCUGGAGGCAAUAGUCAGCAACCUAGAAGAGGCAGGGUUGCGGAAGGAAAGCACGCGAUCGUUGUCUCCAAAAUUGUCUCCCCACUAUCCAAGGUUUGUGGGUUCUUAG
Giardia duodenalis is the source of this 288-nucleotide messenger RNA. RefSeq lists its product as uncharacterized. Lineage: Eukaryota; Fornicata; Diplomonadida; Hexamitidae. The transcript has a single exon. The record is from RefSeq and is a predicted model, not a curated record. Bases 1 to 288 code for a protein of 95 amino acids.